This is a messenger RNA of Varanus komodoensis (Komodo dragon), 3396 nucleotides long. Its product is annotated as MOB-like protein phocein. The transcript is spliced from 9 exons. Gene Ontology annotation, molecular function: ATP binding; protein-folding chaperone binding; protein folding chaperone. Gene Ontology annotation, cellular component: cytoplasm; mitochondrial matrix. The record is from RefSeq and is a predicted model, not a curated record. The coding region runs from base 336 to 1121 and encodes 261 amino acids. Lineage: Eukaryota; Metazoa; Chordata; Lepidosauria; Squamata; Varanidae.
CUGAGAGGAGUGCGCAAACGAAGCGGGCUACGAAUGAACUGGACAGAACAGUUAUUUUAGAGAAAUGUGACUGGGCUGUCGGUGAUGAGGAACUAUAAGGCGAGGGUUUAUAGGGAACCGAUGUCGAGGGUUUCCCCCCCCCUUCCUCAGGUGGCCUAGGAAGUAAUUUCCUCCUCGGGGUGUGGAAGGCGCAUGCGCGGUGCGUGACCCUUUUCACGUGUGGGUCACUCACGGGAGAAAGGAGGCCGGGCGCGUGAGCGUGUCUGCUGCAGCAGGGAGAGCCUCGGGCUAGAGAAAAAGCAGCAGUACCAUCACCACCCUUGAUAGCAGGCGCCAUGGCUGGGAGGGCAUUUAAAAACUUCCUUCCUCUUUUUGACCGUGUGCUGGUCGAAAGAUGUGCAGCUGAGACGGUAACUAAAGGAGGCAUCAUGCUUCCAGAAAAAUCUCAAGGAAAAGUACUACAAGCCACUGUUGUGGCAACUGGAUCAGGCUCUAGAGGCAAGGAUUUUUAUAAUUGGCCUGAUGAAUCUUUUGAAGAAAUGGACAGCACAUUGGCAGUUCAACAGUAUAUCCAGCAAAACAUAAGGGCAGACUGUUCAAACAUUGACAAAAUUCUUGAACCUCCAGAAGGACAGGAUGAAGGUGUCUGGAAAUAUGAACACUUAAGGCAGUUCUGUCUUGAGCUUAAUGGCCUUGCUGUUAAACUUCAGACUGAAUGCCAUCCAGACACAUGUACGCAGAUGACAGCAACGGAGCAGUGGAUUUUUCUUUGUGCAGCCCAUAAAACUCCCAAAGAGUGUCCUGCCAUUGACUACACCAGACACACAUUGGAUGGGGCAGCAUGUCUUCUGAAUAGCAAUAAAUAUUUUCCCAGCAGGGUUAGCAUAAAGGAAUCCUCUGUAGCCAAAUUAGGAUCAGUCUGCCGUAGGAUCUACAGAAUAUUUUCACAUGCAUAUUUUCAUCAUCGUCAGAUAUUUGAUGAAUAUGAAAAUGAAACCUUCUUGUGUCACCGGUUUACCAAAUUUGUGAUGAAAUAUAACUUGAUGUCCAAGGAUAACCUGAUUGUACCAAUUUUAGAAGAGGAGGUGCAAAAUUCAGUUUCUGGUGAAAGUGAGGCAUGAUGAGUAUCGUGGACUGAAAUGAGCACGUAAUUAACAUGUACUGUAUAUAUCAUUUUAGAAAUUUCAAUCAUGUAUCCUUAGAGCUUUGUUUAGUAUACUUUUUGUAUGCUGUGUGCGUUGCCUCUUAAUAUGGGAUAUGGUUUAAGUUAUUCAUGAGCUGUAUAUUCUUCAAUGUGGCACUCAUGGUUUUUAAAUAAAAUUAGAAUUAUCUGUUUAUACUGCCUGUUAAUAAAAGAAUUUACAGUUCUGUAAAAUUGCUGCUAAACAAUCAUUGGAUCACAAUCUUCAAACUUUGUCCAAUUUAAACUUAAAGCUUCUCAUGUUAAUGAAGUUGGAACUUUAGCCUUAGUUUGACACUUUAAUUUCAAGAACUUGCAAGUCCAUUUAGUUCUAACUUUUGUUGUAUUUUUAUAGAAAGUACACUUAGCUUAGUUCCUAAGUUUUGCUUUUGGGUGUACGCAGCUAUAUUACUAAACUAUUGUAAUACGUGUGUAUCCAAAUAUUCAUGAUUACAGUAUUAAUACCAAAAGGAUAACUCUUAUUAUGCUACCCAAAGUGUACUCUUAAGUUGUUUGUUACUUUCUGGAUUUGCCUCCCUAUAUCAGUGGAGGCUUGUGCGUACCACAAAAGGUCAUGUGUUUUGUUACAUUAAGGCAAAGAUUCCACUACAUGUUUUCCCUAACUGCACCUCUUACCAGUGGAUAAAAAAUGUGUUUUCCUUCUUGCCUACAGUAAAGUACUCUGUGGCUUAUACCUGCACAUAUUUAUAGUAAUUGCUUACAGACUAUACCUUGCAUUAAACGGUCAAGUUACACUACAGCAGAGUGUGCCAAAAUAAUUUUACUCAUUUGUAGCAAAAGGCUACACAGAAUGUUGUAUCUUAACCCAUCACACACAUGCAACUGGUUUUUAUCUUUCAUCAGUCCAGAUACCUGCUUUAUGUUCCAGUAAUUGAAUUCUACCCUUAUUUUCUCAAAUCUAAAUGUAUGUUCUUUAAAUAGCUUUUUCAGGUUUGCAUUAGUGCUAAGUUUUCAUGAGAACUACUUUAAUGGAGUUUGAGCUAUUUUGAAUGCUGUAGAGCUAAAUAUUUUUUAAAACUAUAGCAGGUUUUGUUAAUUGGAUGUACAUGAAUGCAGAAAUCUAAAAGCACUAGCACUGUUGUUCGAACUUGGUGAAAUGUUUUAACUUUUUGAAGUUGGUGUAUGGUCCUUUCCUAUUAAAGACAUUAACCAGUGCCCCCUUAUCUGUUGAAAUAGAUAUGUUUUGGCCUUUUGCUGGCCAAGUUGACUUUACUUUUUUUGCUGUCCUUUGAAGGUUACUCAUUAACUAGAAUGGAAGAAGUGAAUUUAUUUCCUAAUAUUAGUAAUUUUGUUUCAAAGUACAUAGCAGACAUGCCUUAAUUGCAUAUAAUACAUUGGAAAUUGGACACAUCCAAUAGCAAGAUUGCCACCUUGAAAUUAAUGGAAUCUAAGAAUGAGGAGGGACUGGACAGACUUGGAUAUUCAGUGAGCUGUGUUGGCCACCCCACUCUUUCAGUGUGGCUGUGCUGGUGGCAUAUUUUUGUAGGACUGGGCUGGAGGUUCUUCAGUGGGUUGACAUAGUUCUACCUUCUUUGACUGCUUUUUUCUACUUUAAAAUGGUUUUAAUGGUCAACAGGGUCAUCACAUCAGAUGGUUCUUAGCAACAGCAGUAAUGUCAUCCUGCCCACGUGUAUCUUGGGCAGUGUAGAUCUGAUAGAUUUCUUACACCGUGUGGCUGAGGAAUGGCACUUUAGAGGUAGCAGGGUAUGUUUAGCAUUGUCUUAAUUGCUGGUUCAGUAUAGCCUUCUCCAGUAAAAAAAAAAAAAAAAAUAUGAAUGGUGGCAGUAAGCAUUUUUGUGUAAAUGUGUCAUCUUUCAGACUGCAAUCAAAUCUUAAAUACAUCUCCCUAUUCCAACCCAUGCCUCUGAAAUAGUUGAUCUAGUUCUUAACAAAUGAUUCGAGUUAUGCUGCACUAUAAACUUCAUAUAAUCAAAGUAAAUGUCCUAAAUGGGAAACUGCUUGAAACUUUCCUUAAUGCUGUUGACUUAAGUACCUCUGAUAAUGUGUGUGCACAUGUGCCUGCCUGAUACUAUAGAACUUCAGUAAGCCUAAGUGAACUAUUGACUUUGUAUGGUAAAUAUAUUGAGGGGGUUUAACUUACUUUCUGCAUUAUAGGGAGCCAGAGCUAUGUUCGUCUUUUGAAUUACAUUGUAAAAAGUAGAGGUUGCAAUUAAAUACUUUCUUUUUCCAUACCA